AUGGAGCAGAAUGAAAGCGGGUGUGAGCAGCCUCAAGCUCCGGCACUUUGCGUCAACAACUGUGGCUUUUUUGGAACAGCUGCAACCAUGAACAUGUGCUCCAAGUGCUACAAAGACCUCUUCUUAAAGCAAGAGCAAGCCAAACUUGCCGCCUCAUCUUUCCAGAGUAUCGUGAACGGGAGCUCGUCAACCGUUACUGAAAAGGAUUCAAUUAUCCCAGAAAAAAUCGAACCAGACGUUCCCAAAUCGGAGAUUGUGGGCCCACAAGCACCCUCUGCACUGCCCACAGUUGACGAAAACGAGGAAGUCAAAAAAGGUCCAAAUAGAUGCGGCAUGUGCAGGAAGCGUGUGGGCUUGACGGGCUUCACCUGUAGGUGUGGUAAUAUUUUCUGUUCUGUUCAUAGGUACUCAGACAAACACGAGUGCACGUUUGACUAUCGUUCGGCUGGCCAAGAAGCCAUAGCUAAGGCUAACCCAGUUGUGAAGGCAGAUAAAAUCAACAAGAUAUGA
Molecule: messenger RNA, 510 nt
Organism: Striga asiatica
Lineage: Eukaryota; Viridiplantae; Streptophyta; Magnoliopsida; Lamiales; Orobanchaceae
Source: the annotation of a GenBank genome assembly